Molecule: messenger RNA, 1481 nt
Organism: Phyllopteryx taeniolatus (common seadragon)
Lineage: Eukaryota; Metazoa; Chordata; Actinopteri; Syngnathiformes; Syngnathidae
Gene: ap3s1
Product: adaptor related protein complex 3 subunit sigma 1
Exons: 6
Coding region: 247-828 (193 amino acids)
Biological process (GO): intracellular protein transport; Golgi to vacuole transport
Cellular component (GO): membrane coat; AP-3 adaptor complex; intracellular membrane-bounded organelle
Source: RefSeq, a predicted model, not a curated record
GGGCCGGGCAGGAGCGGUUUCCUUGACGUGGACGGUCAUUUCCGUAAAGAGACGAUGGAGCAAUAGCGGCGUGUCGAGUCCAAGCGAUCCCCGCAUUAACCUUAAAUCGAGACGGGGAUUUGGCCGUCAAUCCCAUUUGGGUUCACACGGGAGUCACACACAGACUGAUCUCUUUUUGCUCCCGCCCCGCCCCACCGCCUGCUCCUCCCCCCCCCCCCCCCCCACCCCCCCAGCUCAGCUACAAUCAUGAUAAAAGCCAUUUUAAUAUUCAACAACCACGGCAAGCCGAGGCUGUCCAAAUUCUACGAGCAUUACAGUGAAGACACGGAGCAGCAGAUCAUCAGGGAAACUUUCCAUUUGGUGUCCAAAAGAGAUGAGAAUGUCUGCAAUUUUCUAGAAGGAGGAAUGUUGAUCGGGGGAUCCGACUACAAGUUGAUCUACAGGCACUACGCCACGUUGUACUUUGUGUUCUGCGUGGAUUCCUCAGAGAGUGAACUAGGAAUUUUAGACUUAAUACAGGUAUUUGUGGAAACACUGGACAAAUGCUUUGAGAAUGUCUGCGAACUUGACCUCAUUUUCCAUGUAGACAAGGUUCACAACAUUCUGGCGGAGAUGGUGAUGGGGGGGAUGGUACUGGAGACCAACAUGAAUGAGAUCAUCACCCAGGUGGACGCCCAGAACAAGAUGGAGAAGUCAGAGGCUGGUAUUGCAGGAGCGCCGGCUCGUGCCGUAUCAGCGGUAAAAAACAUGAACCUCCCGGAAAUGCCCAGAAACAUCAACAUCGGUGACAUCAGCAUCAAAGUGCCAAAUUUGCCGUCCUUCAAAUAGCGGCACGCAGACGACCCGCCGCCUGGAGAUGUCAGCCAAUGUUUAAACACGAUGCAAUCUCUUUACCAAAACCUCUUACUAACUCUAGUUUGAUCAAAUAAUGGAAGUACUGCGUGAUUUAGAGAAAACAAAUCUUGGUUUAAAAAAGUUUUAUGCAUUUUGUGUUCUGUUUUUUUUCUGUUGCAAAAUCAAAAUAAAGUAUUUAUUUCUCCACGGUACAUUACUAACAUUACUAACCAAACAGCCCCCCCCCCCCCCCCCCCCCCCCCCCCCCCCCCCCCCCCCCCCCGGGAUGUUUAGCUGCUACUGUUCACAUCCAUCUCAGUCCAACUUAAGUUAUUUCACCAACUUGAGUGUUUACUUAAUUUGAAAUGAAGAUUGAUUGAAGUAUGUUGAAAGUAGUUCAUUCCAGACAAAUAUAAUUGACGGGACCAGUCGGGAUCAAUACAGUAUUGGAAAAGUUAUACUCUGUGGUGUGUGUGAAACCAAAUAAAAUGUGGAAGAAUAUUGUGACAUUGCUGAUAUGCUGUCUGAGAGAAUUAUGAUCAUAUAUUCUGAAUCUAUAUUUUCUAUCUGUUCAAAUAAUUAGCUUUCUGUGCAUGAAUAUUUUUCCUGCCUUUUCCUUUUACUACAUAAUAAACCGUUGAAACUCA